UUUCAUAUAAAAGGGUCUCUCCGAACCACGUGACUCCUCUCCGCCCGACCGCCGCCGCGCCGCCAUCAUGGACACGAGCCGUGUGCAGCCCAUCAAGCUGGCUAGGGUCACCAAGGUGCUGGGCCGGACCGGUUCGCAGGGACAGUGCACUCAGGUGCGCGUAGAAUUCAUGGAUGACACGAGCCGCUCCAUCAUCCGAAACGUGAAAGGCCCCGUACGCGAGGGAGACGUGCUGACCCUAUUGGAGUCAGAGCGAGAGGCUCGAAGGCUGCGCUGAAAUUGUGGCUAGGUCCUGGAUGUCUGGGUCUGGCCACUUGGCCCACAAGGAUGAUCUCCUGACUGUUAGUUAAUAAAGCAUUUAUAUUGUAUGUAAA
Molecule: messenger RNA, 374 nt
Organism: Camelus dromedarius (Arabian camel)
Lineage: Eukaryota; Metazoa; Chordata; Mammalia; Artiodactyla; Camelidae
Gene: RPS28
Product: ribosomal protein S28
Exons: 4
Coding region: 68-277 (69 amino acids)
Biological process (GO): maturation of SSU-rRNA; ribosomal small subunit assembly; translation
Cellular component (GO): cytosolic small ribosomal subunit; ribosome
Molecular function (GO): structural constituent of ribosome
Source: RefSeq, a predicted model, not a curated record